UAUAGCGGGCUAGGAUACGUAGACAAUACUUAAUCAGGCGUGCUAUUUAAGGUUUGGUAUUUAAUCAUACGGACCGUGUUCGAACACCUCACUCCGUUAGAGAUCGGAAUAGUAAUCGCCAGAUUGGGUCGGGAUUCUAUCGAUUAGCUCCAGCGUGCUACUUCCUGUAGGAUAUUUCCAUUAACCGUGCGUCACACAGUAAGCUAAGAACUGCCACGUAGAAUUUCUUAUUAAUGGCGAGUGCGUCUUAAUUGAGUUGCACAAUGGUUAUUCUGUGUUAAUUUCAGUGCAAUGUACGCAACGAUGCUAGUCGCAAACGCUGCGGCUCACAUGCUGUCGUCUUCGCUGGAGUAUUGAGGUGUUGGAAUCUCAGGGAUAUUAUGCAUGGUAAUGGGAAAUCGUCCAGGCACCAUGAUUGUGAGUAAGAAGUACGAUAAGGCCCGGGCGCACCGUCAAGGAUGAGAGGUAGCUUUUAACCCGUACGUCGAAUACAUUCGCACGAGGGCUGAUUCGACGAUGUCCUGAAAGGAGAAUUAACCUGGUCGAGUUAGGUAUUGCUGUUUCUCCGGAUUCUUCUCUCGUGUGAUAAUGUCAAUAAAUUUUGCUGCUAAAACAUAUAUGAAAGGUUAAGAUGUUUUCGUUCACAGUUUACGAGGUUUUUGAACUUAAAGAAGAAGUGGAUUUCACUUAAUGGCUCUUCUAAUUCGCCGCUGGGAAAUUAAAGGCGUCUCGACCACAACUCAAGUGUUUUCUUUCAGAAAUAUUCUGGAAGUAAGACGAAGUUGGAUUUCGUAACCUUCGCGAGGAUAUUUUAAACUGUCUUUCAUUCUGAAUUUCUCGGGGGUCAUCACAGUGGAAAUACAUUAUGCAUUCCAUCAAUAUUCUAGGAUUCGUUAUCGACCAAUGGUUUCGUAUAUCGCAAUUUGAGGACAACCAAACUGACCCCAUUUAAAGUUCUUUGCAGUGCUAAGGAAUAAUUUAUACCUCGGGAGCAGAAAUGUUUAAAGUCUUCAAAUGCGUGAUGCCGUGAAUACAUUUUUGGUGGUAAUUAAUUUAUGGUGAUCGUAUUCCAGACUUAUUUACUGUAAUAGGGAUAUAAUGUCAGUCACCGAGUAUAUGACGGUUUCUCUUCAUAACAGUUUCUGCCUGCGGAAAUGAAAUAUCCCCGGAUCCAAUGUCACUGGUGGUUACAUUAUUAAUCAGGAACCUUGGGAAGGAGAGUUUUUUAGCUGAAUACAUGAGAAAAAAUUAGUCUUAGAAUUCUUUAUAUAAUACAAAUAAUGUAUCUCAAUAGUUCAUAAUAAUAAUCCCUUGUGUGUUUAUUUUAUAGGGAAUGAUACCUGUUGUAUUUAUAGGAAUAUCGUUAUAUCUAUAUGAGAAAGAAAACAGUUUCCCUUCUAUACUGCACUAUUGUGAUGAGCGAGAAUGGACGUUUGAUAAAAUUGUCCUGCUCUCCUCUCCCAGUCAGAGGAAUAUUGCUUCUUGCAACGUGACACAUAUAUUACUGCAUGUACAAUUGUCAACACGGAAGCAGUCAUAUAGAGGAAGCCUGACCACUCGACACUUCACCAACACCAUGUCCAUACAUCUCGAGGAAUAGUAACUUUUGGACCAUCGGUAAAUCGGGGGAUAUUUGGGUCAUAAUUUAAGUUUUACAGGAAACUACAUCAACCACUCAUGGUCCCUCCUACGCACUGUGACUUAAUUAUAUAAACAAUUAGUUCAGACAUCACAGAAUUUCAAAUGCGUGAUGAAAUAUAGAUGUAGUCUACUUUACCGAGAAAAGUAUUAUUCUGAAGUUUUGAAUUCAUAGGUUUCGGUUCUUCAGGGGGACGCGUUUGACCGGAUAGCUUUGGAUAUCUGCCCGAUCUGAAACAAUGGAUAUCAAGAUCUGUUUUGAACGCAUCCGUUUUUGCUGUCGCUGUCGAGAGUAGUUAUAAGUACUGUUCAGUCCAGGAUUGCACAACCGUAUUGCAAAAAGUAUGUCGUUAGUAAUGGUGUGAUCGUCCCACGCACACUGGCAAGAUUCCCGCUGGACCUUCCUGUAUAUAAUAGGCUAGCACUCUACAAAGCCGCCAGUGUUAAUACAUCAUAAUAAUGCACUAUAAUUGAGUGCAAAGUACGCUAAAGCGAAUGUCAAACAGCACCAAAAAGGGUCCUCUUGAGACCCGAGAUGGAGAGGCAGAAGAACCGCGUCUAUUUAGCGGCAUAUAUACAUAUAUUUUCGUGCCGGGGGCGUUAGAUAUUAGUAACACAGGACAGUGGUACGAACGGCUUUGACGGUAUGUUACUUCAAUAAAGCCAGAUAGAUGAACGGUCAACUUACCAGUCAGAGUUCAGAAGAUGACCCAGAUUAGACCUAUAUUUCUGCGGGGGCCACAUGUAUGUACAUACAUCAUGAUAGCGUUGGCAUUUGGCGUGGCUACACCCAAACGAUGGAACAAUAUAGAUAUUGGGCUAAGCAGCAAAUCUAAUCGGACGCUUAUGAACUACAAAGAUAGGCAGUGUCUACCUCGGAGCGAGGAUGACUUAGUGCGGCUGAUGGACAGCCAUUUCAUGUCAAACAAAAUGGCGACGAAGCUACCGCGGGGGCCCGGAAGGGAAUUGGGGUUGACGAGUAAACCGACAUCGCGAGCAGGCAGGACGUCACGACAUAUCUACAAUGACGAUCGGGGGCCAACGGAAGGCCUACGGACUGUAAGCGAGGAUUCACUUUAUUCACAUGAAACCGUAGACUUUAAAUAUCCUGUCGGCGACAAAGACUCGCCCACAAUCAAUUUACAGGACUUCACUGUGAGUUUACCAUCACAGAUUGACGAAGUAGAUAAUCUUAAACGAGUUUCUAGUUCAGAUAGCGCAGAAAGAGGGGGUGGGGAUGAACGUACGACUCAAAAGUUCACAAAACGGCGUCUUUUACAACGAACGCGUCGAAAGGCUACACCGCCUCGUGAACGGCGACGCGCCAACAGACAUAAAGGGAGGGAUAGAACCGGGAUUGGAAAGACAAACCUCGAGGAACCCCCUUGGCAUUGUGAACUGAAGACUGAAUGGGUACGCAUGCCCACUGGGUAUUUCCCGCCAUAUGUGCAAACGGGGCGCUGUGAACAGUCUAACUGCAUGUUUGGUAUGUACCAGUGUAAGCCUAAGCAUUAUGUGAUACGCGUGCUGAGACGCAACCCCGAACAGUGCAAUCCCCUCCCCGUACUUGGCGUCAAUACCACGUACGAGGAGGCAUGGGACUUCGCUAAGUAUAAAAUCACCAUAUGCUGUGAGUGUAGCCGGUCAAGACAAUUUGGCCGACAAAAGAGCCGGCGCAAAAACAAAAAUAAAAACAAAAACAAAAAUAAAGGUUUCGCCGGAAUCGGUGUGGAAUGAGGGAUCUUCAUUCCUCCUUGAGUGUGGAGUGACCCAUCCUAAUCGGAAAGUGUUCAUCAUAAAAUGGUUUGGUCACCAUUAUGUGAGCAAGGUUCAAUGAAAGGGGACCAGGAAUCAUCGUCGGCGUUUGUUUGUGGUAUAUCUAUCAUCCAAAGUGUUAUAUUUACUCCUGGCAUUUUACAAACAAGAAGUGACGUUCGACUUCCUUUGUUGACGGGCACGCGCAGCUCAGUCCUAGCAAUGGAGAGAACUGGUUCGAGACAACAUCAGUAUUUACGGGUGAACUGUUGAUAAAUAAACUGUUCGAAAUGUUUGGUGAUGAUGAACAUUGGGUGCUUUCGUUUCAGACAGAAAUUACGUUUUCCGUCACCAAACAUCUCUAGCAGAACUCGAACGCGUAAGUCUGAAGAUAUUUGAAUGUUCCUUACGUGACUACCAACACUGUAUGCGCUAUUUGCGCCCGUACGAAUCCGAUUCGAACGGUUCUGUUAUCACGCGAUGACUGGUUCAACGCGAGAUUUUCGAGUGAUGAAAUGGCCAGUAUCUAAAUCAUAUUUCAUAUCGAUGAGCAAGGACGCUGUCUCUCUGCGGUGAUGACUUGUGUUACAGCUUCUAAAGAGGAACAAGCAACGCUGGUGAAUGUUGGCCUUCACUCAAUAUGUGGAAUUCCACGGCUGCACUUAACCUGAGCUCUGGCCAAAGCAAUUCACCAAAAUCGAUGAGGAAUGUUCCAAUCGUCUCGCAUUGUCCCCCGAGAGGCAACAGUAAUAGAAAGAAGCCAUUGUCAUCGCGCUGAAAGGAGACUGCCGACAUCGAUCGGCCAAUGCAUAAUUCAGGACGAGUUUUCGUCAAAAGUUACUGCGAUGUCAGCUAAUGGUUGAGAAGUGAUAUCCCUGUGCUGGCGAUCUUUGUGAACAUGAAGGCCGCUGGGUGAUCAUUUCCAAUGAUUGCCCCGGCAAAUGGACGCGUACUUCGGUUACAAACUCUGAUAAUUGAAUGGGACUGGAUCGCACAAGAUAACCUCGUCUCCAUGAUUGAUAUUUGAUUGGGGCGAGGUUUGUUCUAACACUGCCUUGUGACUUACUAGUAUUUGCUUGAUUUUAUCAAAUUUGUCGUUAACGCGGGUAGUGUAUGGAGGUGUUAUUACGGACACAAAACAUUGUGUCUAUCAUUUUGACGUUGCAGAUAUUAUACAUAUAUGCAUAUUCCUUUAUUUAAUUAACUGACGUCAAAUCUAUUUAUAUCAAAAUAUAUAAAAACGGAACAUGUAGAUAUGGAAUGUUGAUAUGGUUGUUAUCAAAGGUUGACCAAGAAAUGUGGCCCUUUGGUGCCGAGUUGGCUUGUAAAAAUCUGUACGUGUAAAAUAUAUUGCCUCUACGAUUUAAGGCAUUUUCAUACAAAAUGUUGGGUUAUGUACAGUUAAGUUAUGUACAGUUGAGCGUUAUUUGUUACUACGACUGGAUUCUGUCUUCGCCAAUUCCUUUCAUAUCACGCUAAGACGUCCUAUUUACACGUGACGUAUAUACCUCGGCAGAAAGCUGAUAAAUGCAAAAUGGGUAACAACAGACGUUGUUCUAGGGUGCUACCAAACUGGUAACUUUGAGCUCCACUGUCAAUUAACUGGAUUGUCUUUGAACUCGUUAAGUAGCGGAAAGUUAAAGACUGCUUCCCGUAGAGUGUUUGCCAUAGCGAUCACAACCGCGGCAAAAUUACUUUUGGUCCCAGAGAUUAUUUGGAAAUUUAAAUUUAAAUCAUCGGCUAUUACAGUUGGUGGGUAAGGCAAGUAUCAUCAGAACAUGCCAAAACACUAGUUUUUGAUUAUCAAAUAACUGCUGGGACUGAAAGUAGUUUUGUCGUGGCGGUGAUCGCAGGGGUAAUACAUGUAAAGUGAAAGAAGAAGACGGUAUCCAGUCCAAAGUUGUUAAAGUAUAGGUCGGGUACAUUAUUUCACAUUCGACCUGUCCGUUUUACAGGAAGUGCGCAGAAUUAUCUGCGAAAGCUGUGCGGGCUUUCAGGUUGUUUCUUUCCUCGGGAAAAGGAAAAAUUGACGACCAACAGCAUGUUCAGCUAAGAUGGAUGAGCUAAUGUCACAACGUCGUUUAUGUCAUCUGUCUUCGUCUGUUUGUCAACGAUACUCUGGUUGACAAACUGACGGCAUCUCGACAUGUUGACAUCUCGACCUGUUGAUCAAGAUUUAGGGCAAAAAUGUCACUUACUUUUCAGGUGUAAGUCAUGUCAGCACGAUGUCCCUAGGACCUGUUUCGAAACCAUAAGGUUAAUUCACUUUGCUUCAUGUCCAUACAUGUACCCUACCUGUACUUCGACGGCCUCUUAAUAUCUGUAUGUAUCAAAACCUUGUUAAAAGUCAAUGUGAACGUUUGGACUUGACAUCCAAACAUUAUGUUGUAUUAUAAACUUGAAUCGGCGCUGGCUUUGCAGCUGAACAUUUAUCCAUUCUUAACAUCAUUGUCAUCAAUUCAUGAUACAUGUUAGUCAUACUUCGACCAUAAAGGACCGACUCGUUUCUGGAAGGUAUCCGUGUGUACAGAUCUAAAUACAUAGCGUGAAAUCCUUUCUAGGAUCGAGGGAUACGAACCAUUGGCCAGUGGUAGGUAGUUCCAUUGGCCUCGACGACGAAAUUCAUACCUUCUCGACGACGAUCCAUUGGCCUCGACGACAAAAUUCAUACCUUUGAGAAUGAGUACUCAUCUAUUUCGAUAUCAUGAGAACUAUGACUCUUUCGGAAUACCCCUUGCCCGGGAACACUCGUUUUUGAUAGCCUGAUGGCCCUUUUAUUGGAAAUAAGAUAAAUCGAAAUGAACGCUGCAUUUCAUAAAUAUGUAUUUACUAAUUGGCGUUCAUCGUUCUGAUCCUAAGAACUAGUUCCGUUUAUGUACAUGAUGUCAUUCCCAUUACUACAAUUCUAUUGUUAAUUUAUGAUUAAAAACAUAAUUCCUGGUUGAGACGGCGAUUCACUCAAAAGCAGAAUUAUGGAUAGGCUCCAAAGCGCCCCACAUAUGUGCGAUCUUAUUUGCUGCAACCUUUGAAAAUUAUCCAUGCAUACCAAGCGAAAAUUGAUCGCAUGUUCGCAAGUAAAACCGAUAUUCGCCGGUGGGUUUGAUGAACAGGUAGGUCGCAGCAAUCACCAAUUCUUGUCGCAAGCAUGCCUGCGAUUACCACCAUAAAUGUGCGCACAUUUUGUCGCAGUGCGAACAUGAUCGCACGUUGCAACGGUAUACUUGCUCGUUUGUGGAAUGCUAAAGAUAAGUGGUGAGGAGACGAGGAUUUAAGCACCCCGCAAAUAACGUGGACUUCCAAUCAUCAUCAAACCCAGUGAUUGCCAGUUUUACCCGCAGACGAGAGAUCUUUCUAUAGCACAUUGCAGUACGGAUGUAUAGCGCAUAGCUCUACAUCCGUGAUUGCAGUGAUUAUAAUUUCGUCGUACGAUGAAACAUACGAUAUUAUGUAUCAUUUUCUAUAGCACAUUGCAGUACGGAUGUAUAGCGCAUAGCUCUACAUUCGUGAUUGCAGUGAUUAUAAUUUCGUCGUACGAUGAAACAUAAGAUAUUAUGUAUCAUUCGCACUGUUCGCUGGCCAUGAAAUUCUUUAAGAUGUUGGGAGUAGGUUUAAGCUGGUUUUGGAACCAAAUCACAAUUUCUUUCUGAAAGUAAAAUGUAUUUGUGCCGGGCAUAAGCAGUAAGCAGUAUAAUGACUUUGAAAAGUUUGAUGUCGAACAACGGCAUGAAGCGAAGAUAUACAACAAAUCACAAGAAAUACAUUCUAUAUCUCGUGAUUCUGAGACAACUUCUUGAGUACAGCCUGUGGUGUGAUUUGCUUUUGUGCGACAACAAACCGACUGAAGCCAAAUACAUGCUGGUUUGAAACCUCAUGAAAGUAUGUAUUAUGUAUUUCGAAAUCCGUCGAGCUGUCUUUCAUCGAAAAUGAAAAUAAUAAAUCAAAUGAAGAAAACAA
Lineus longissimus is the source of this 7347-nucleotide messenger RNA. RefSeq lists its product as uncharacterized. The transcript is spliced from 2 exons. Lineage: Eukaryota; Metazoa; Nemertea; Pilidiophora; Heteronemertea; Lineidae. The record is from RefSeq and is a predicted model, not a curated record. The coding region runs from base 2344 to 3375 and encodes 343 amino acids.